Messenger RNA from Lineus longissimus, 2835 nucleotides. RefSeq lists its product as uncharacterized. The record is from RefSeq and is a predicted model, not a curated record. NCBI's taxonomy places the organism in Eukaryota, Metazoa, Nemertea, Pilidiophora, Heteronemertea, Lineidae. Gene Ontology annotation, molecular function: nucleic acid binding. Gene Ontology annotation, biological process: DNA integration. The coding region runs from base 1 to 2835 and encodes 944 amino acids. The transcript has a single exon.
AUGUGUGACAUAGAGCGCAUGUUCCAUCGCUUCCGAGUCAGAGAUGACCAUCAAGAUUACAUAAGAUUCCUGUGGUGGGAAGGUGGAAACCUUGAGACAGAACCAGUGAGCUAUCGUCUGAAGGUCAACCUCUUUGGCGCAGUUUCAUCACCAGGGUGCGCCAUCUAUGGACUACGGCAUAUGGCGGAGAAGUUCAAGGACCUUAGCCCAGAAGCCUCCGCAUUCAUAGCUGAAAACUUCUACAUGGACGAUGGUUUAGGGAGCACAGACGAAGUAGAAGAGGCAAUCAAGGUCAUCAAAGGGGCGAGAUCAAUCUGCCAGAAAGGAAACGUGAGACUCCACAAACCGGCGUCAAACAGCAGGGAAGUGCUUGAGUCCAUCCCGCCCUCCGAAAGAGCUAAGGAUAUCAUGGAACUUGAUCUGUCACUUGAUGACCUCCCCAUAGAGAGGGCCCUUGGCAUUCAGUGGUGUAUUGAGUCUGAUGUCUUCCAGUUCCGUCUGACGAUCCAAGACCAACCCCUCACCCGACGAGGCAUCCUGUCCAUGGUAUCUUCGGUUCUUGACCCACUUGGCUUCCUUGCACCAUUUCUGCUGACUGGUAAGCAGAUACUCCAACACCUUUGUAGAGAGAGCACAGACUGGGACCAGCCUCUUCCAAAUGAGCUUGGGGGGCUGGUAAGCCUGGCCACCAUAAAAAUACCUAGGUGCUUCAAACUGACCGAUUUUGGACCCGUCAAACAGAUGGAAAGGCAUCAUUCCUUGGACGCAUCGCUCACAGGGAACGGACAAUGCAGCUAUCUGAGAUUAGUGGAUGAGAUUGAAAGGGUUCACUGCUCAUUGGCAAUGUCUAAAGCAAGGGUGGCCCCCCUGAAGCCUGUAACAGUCCCCAGAUUGGAGCUGCAGGCUGCUGUAGUGUCUGUAAAGAUCAGUGACUUUCUCAACAAAGAGUUGAAGAUCAAAGAAAUGAAGAAUUAUUAUUGGACAGACUCCAGGGUUGUUCUUUGGUAUAUCCAAAAUGAAGCACGCCGCUUCAAAAUCUUUGUUGCCAACAGAGUUCAAAGAAUAAGAGAGUCAUCAGAGCCAGGACAGUGGCGCCAUAUAGCCACAGAUAUCAACCCAGCUGACCAUGCAUCCAGAGGACUGGAGGCAGAAGAACUGGAAACCUCCAGAUGGUUCAAUGGGCCUGCAUUCCUGUGGGAAAAGCAACUCCCUGAGGUAAGCAACUCAACACCUGAUCAUGAUGAAAUCUCAAACGAUGAUCCCGAGGUCAAGAAGGUCACAGCCCUAGCCACUAAAGCCACAGAGAGAACAUGGAUGCUGAAGAGGUUUGAGAAGUUUUCUGAUUGGUCAAGAUUACUCUCAGCCAUAUCUACACUUCGUGAGCGUUGUUUACGCAAGCUAGGUAAAGGUAUACCUGGUUUGACAGAGAUAAGAAGAGCUUCAGAGAAGUUCAUCAUCCUAUGCAUACAAAGAGAAGCCUUUGCAGACGAGAUAGACGAACUGCAAAGAGGAGAACAUCUGAAGAAGGGCAACCAGCUCUUUAACUUGGACCCCUUCCCAGAUGAAGAUGGAAUCCUGAGAGUUGGAGGCAGGCUCAAACAUUCGAACCUGAAUUAUAGAGCCAAACAUCCAGCUAUUAUCCCCAAGAAGACUGCCGUAGCUGAGCUGCUGAUAAAGCAUCAUCAUGAAAAGACUGCACAUCAGGGCAGAGGAAUGACUAUGAAUGAGUUGAGAGCCAGAGGAUUUUGGAUACCAGGUUGCUCUGCCCAGGUCUCCUCACACAUUUUCAAGUGUGUUGUUUGCAGACGUUUCAGGGGAACCAUUCAAGUCCAGAAGAUGGCUGACCUACCUAUUGAUAGAUUAGACGCCUCUCCCCCAUUCACAUACUGCGGAAUUGAUGUCUUUGGGCCAUUUGAAGUGACAGAAAGGCGCAAGACCAUCAAAAGGUAUGGACUUCUGUUCACCUGUAUGGCUUCCAGAGCCAUACACAUAGAGUUAUUGGAUGACAUGACAACGGAUGUCUUUUUGAAUGCCCUGCGAUGCUUUGUCGCCCUCAGGGGUAAAGUACGCCUAAUCCGGUGUGACCGGGGUUCUAAUUUUGUAGGAGCAAGAGAAGAACUGAAUGAGGCCAUGAAAGAGAUCGAUGAUGCAACCAUUCAAGCCCACUUCCAGGGCGAUUGCGAAUUCGUCAUGAACUCCCCAGAAUCAAGCCACAAAGGAGGCGUAUGGGAACGACAGAUCCGAACCAUCCGCAGCGUGCUGAGAGUAGUCCUAGGAUUGUCACAUUCCCGUCUAGACACCUCCUCACUCAGGACAUUGUUCUAUGAGGUAAUGGCGAUAAUCAACAGCCGUCCAUUGACUGUAGAAAACCUCAACGACCCUACUGCACCCCUGCCACUCACUCCAAAUCAGUUGCUGACGAUGAAAUCAGACAUCCUGAUGCCACCCCCUGGGGAAUUCCCCAAGGAGGAUCUGUAUGCCCGGAAGAGAUGGCGCAGGGUUCAGUAUCUUGCCAAUGAGUUUUGGCAAAGAUGGAGAAAAGAAUAUCUCCAGAAUCUCCAACAGCGCCAGAAAUGGCAGAAGCAAAGAAGAAACGUUGAAGUGGGAGACAUAGUGAUCCUAAAUGACGCAGACCUACCAAGAUGCGACUGGAAGCUGGCAAUGGUAGAGACGACUGAGAAAGGAAAGGAUGCUCUAACAAGAACAGUGAAGCUCCGGAUGGCUAGUGCUGAGCUCACAGCUGACGGGAAGCGCAAGGGCAAGGUCCGAUUCCUGGAGAGACCCAUCCACAAGUUGAUUAUGUUGCUGGAAAAGUCCCCAGAUCAGCCUGAUUAA